This is a messenger RNA of Elgaria multicarinata webbii, 3661 nucleotides long. It is a transcript of the gene TTF2, whose product is annotated as transcription termination factor 2. The record is from RefSeq and is a predicted model, not a curated record. The transcript has 23 exons. Gene Ontology annotation, biological process: DNA repair. Gene Ontology annotation, cellular component: nucleus. NCBI's taxonomy places the organism in Eukaryota, Metazoa, Chordata, Lepidosauria, Squamata, Anguidae. Gene Ontology annotation, molecular function: ATP binding; ATP-dependent chromatin remodeler activity; zinc ion binding. Bases 26 to 3514 code for a protein of 1162 amino acids.
GCAAAGUGAGGCUUAGGGCUCGCCGAUGGAGAAAGUGUUGUGCGCUGCGCAUGGGCAUCCUUGCUUUUUGAAGACCGGUAUCCGGGAUGGCCCAAACAAAGGCAAAAGUUUUUAUGUGUGUGGAAUCCAAAGCCAGCAACCAUGUGGAUUUGCACUCCCCACAGAGCUUUGCCCUUCUCAUUGCUUGGUGCAUGAAGAGUACAUUGUGGACCUGCAAGUUUUGCUAAAGCAACAGAAGGUGGAUACGUACAAGCUGUUCUAUCGAUGCAGUCAAGCUAAACUGGAAGGAAAGAAGUGGUGUGGAAGUGUCCCAUGGCAGGACUCAAAAGCCACCAGACUGCCAACUAAAGCACAAUCUCAGCACACUUUGGAAUUGCUUCAUGGUCAUCAAGCUCAAAGAAAUCCAUUCAAAGUACUAAACAAGAAUCAUGAAACAGACUCAUUGAGAGAAACAAAAGGCAGCGGGGACGGAAAUUCAGCAAAAAAAGAAAUGGAGAAAAGAGAGGCUCAAGACUCUGAAGGAAAGGAUCGGCAGAAGUUAUCAUCUGAAUCUAUUAGGAAUGAGCUCCCAGCAGCCAUGAAGAUCAAGAACAAACAGCCUGGAGAAAAAUGUGCAAGUUCACACAGGGAAACCCAAACAAAAUCAAGUGAGCCCACAACUGAAAUGGGGGUGAAAAUAUCGUUGGAUGCAUACAAAUGUAGUUCUAGAGAAAAGUAUGAGAUGCCCUCUGGUCGCACAGGACAGGAUUCAGCUGUGAGGUCUACUGAACAGGGUUUGCCAAAAGGAGAGAGACCAAAGCAAUCACUGCCAGGUUUCAGUAGCCAACCAGCAAGCGCAAAGCCCAUUCAUGAGGACCAGUGCCAAAAGGGAGGAUCAGAAACCUGCAGGGACGAAAGAGUAACAAUGAAAUCAAGUGGCAGUUGGAGAACGGAAGAGUGUUUCCCAACGGUGCACCCUAAAGCAAACCUAGAGAAACUAUCAACAGUAGUACAGACAGGAAUAGCUCUGGAAGAGAGGAUCUGUACCAGUAAAAAUGUUUGUGGUGAUGAGCACGAUGUAUCUGUGUCCUCCAAACCUCCCAUUGGGCAGGGAUCCAUUUUCCAACAGGGAAACGAUCACCAUCAGAGGAAUUUGUCUUCUGUGUCUCCGGAAACAACCUCCCUGCAGAGGGAAGAAAAUGUGGAUUCCCAAGCUCUUCACAGCCAACUUUCAGCUCAGCUGAAAGAGAAAAAGAGAACUUUGAAACUGGUGAACGUGCAGGCUCUGCCAGAUAAAGGCGAACGGUUAUUAAAACAGGUGCAUGACCUGGAAGCUGCACUUAGCUCUCUGAACCUGGAAGCAGAAGGAGGUGUAAAAGGAGCUGGCGUUGGUGCAGCAGAAGGUUUGAGCAGUAUGAGGAGUGCAGAGAUACAGCGCAAUCCAUUCAGCAAGACCACUCUAGAGCAGCCAUGCAGUGUGAUGAGGAAAGGACCACACCCGUUCCAGGAGUAUCGUGCAGCCAGCUCCUUAGAGAUCCAUCCUCCUUUGGGAUCUAGACAGAACUGCAGUAAUGCUUCCAGAGAGGACUCCCAUAUGGAGGCCCUUUAUGGAGGCCGGAUGACUGAAGAUCGUGUCCAGGCUGUGUACAAUGCCACAAGUGAUGCGAUUAACCAGCUCCACAAAACCCUUGAAUCUUGCCCCACGGAGAAGACAGUGGUUGAAGAUCCACCUGAAUUGAAGGUCUCCCUGCUGCUGCAUCAGAAACAGGCGCUUGCAUGGCUCAUAUGGAGGGAGAAUCAGGAACCACAUGGAGGAAUUCUGGCGGACGAUAUGGGCUUAGGGAAAACUUUAACUAUGAUUGCUCUUGUCUUGACCCAAAAGACUUUACAGAAAGAGAAGGGGAAAGAGAAGAAACUAGAGCUGUGGAUGUCAAGGCAAGAUUCCCGUGUUAUCUUUUCCCACGGCACUCUGAUUGUCUGCCCUGCGUCGCUGAUCCAUCACUGGAAAAAGGAGGCUGAAAGACAUGUAAGAAAUGGUAAACUGAAAGUCUGCCUGUAUCAUGGACCCAACCGAAUGAAGAGUACUACUGCCCUUGCUGGGUUUGACAUGGUUGUCACUACAUAUAGUAUUCUAGCCAAGGAAAUUCCCACACAAAAAGAAGAAGCAGACGUUGCAGCCAAAGACUAUACAGUAGAGGAUAAAUCACUUCCCUUCUCUCCCCUGCUGUGGAUACACUGGGCCCGAAUUAUACUGGAUGAGGCCCACAACAUCAAAAACCCCAAAGUGCAGGCCUCAAUAGCUGCUUGUAAACUGAAAGCUACUGCCAGAUGGGCUGUCACGGGCACGCCCAUUCAGAACAACCUCUUAGAUAUGUAUUCUCUGCUGAGAUUCCUUCGCUGCUCUCCUUUCGAUGAAUUCAAGGUGUGGAAGACUCAGGUGGAUAAUAACACAAGAAAAGGAGGCGAGAGGUUGGCCAUUUUAACCCGGAGCCUUUUACUGCGAAGAACUAAGGACCAGCUGGACUCGUCUGGAAAGCCUCUGGUACCACUGCCUCAGCGUCGCACUCGACUGCACACAUUAAAACUGUCAGAAGGUGAACAGUCAGUGUAUGAUGUGCUGUUUGCAAGAUCACGGUCAACACUCCAAUCCUACCUUAAGCGGCAGGAGGCCCAGCAUACAGGGAAAGCUGGGGAGAACCCAUUUGACAAAGGAGCACAGCAGUUUAGACUUGGUCAACCAAACUCCUUGGAAAAGACUGGCAAAGAUCUUCCUCCCAUCUCCACGACCAUUCACAUCCUGUCCCUGUUGCUGAGGCUCCGUCAGUGCUGCUGUCAUCUUUCCCUACUAAAAGUGGCUCUGGACCAGGCUAACCUGAACAGCGAAGGCAUCUCUCUCACACUGGAAGAACAGCUCAGUGCCUUGACCUUGUCUGAACCAGAGAGCAGUGACCCUCAGUCUAUGGUGUACCUCUUUGGUACUGGUUUCAGUGUGGAUCUCUUUGAAACUACCAGGCAGAGCACCAAGCUAUCGCAUCUCUUGGAAGAGCUGAAGGCUAUCCAAAGGAAUUCCCAAAAAAGUGUCAUUGUGUCCCAGUGGACUAGUAUGUUGAAGGUCGUGGCGGGACACCUUCAGAGGCUUGGCCUGAGAUACGCCACAGUGGAUGGCUCUGUAAACCCUAAGCAGAGGAUGGAUGUGGUUGAGGAAUUCAACAGUAAUCCUAGAGGACCUGAGGUGAUGUUGAUCUCUCUCCUGGCUGGGGGCGUUGGCCUUAAUCUGGUAGGAGGAAACCAUCUCUUCCUCCUUGACAUGCAUUGGAAUCCAGCCCUGGAGGAUCAAGCCUGUGACCGUAUUUACCGUGUGGGGCAGCGAAACGAUGUCAUGAUUCACAGGUUUGUCUGUGAAGGGACAGUAGAAGAGAAGAUCUCGGAGCUACAAACCAAGAAAAAAGAGCUGGCCCAAAAAGUGCUGUCCGGAAAAGGAGACUCCUUCACAAAGCUCACCUUGGCAGACCUCAAACUCCUUUUUGGCAUUUAACUGUUGCUUCCCCCUCCCAUCCCUAUAUGCAGAAAUCAUAUGUGUGCCUUUUUAAAAGUUGACUAUCGUGUAUUAAUAAAUACUGGGUCAGUGCUACUGCACAAGUUGCCUUGUCUCGUUCUUUGUUAGCAUGCUGUCUAGGAGGAA